Molecule: messenger RNA, 1187 nt
Organism: Eurypyga helias (sunbittern)
Lineage: Eukaryota; Metazoa; Chordata; Aves; Eurypygiformes; Eurypygidae
Product: teneurin-2-like
Exons: 6
Biological process (GO): neuron development; heterophilic cell-cell adhesion
Cellular component (GO): neuron projection
Molecular function (GO): cell adhesion molecule binding; protein heterodimerization activity; protein homodimerization activity
Source: RefSeq, a predicted model, not a curated record
GACCAUGGGUCACUAGGAAUAGCAGCAUAGAUAGUGGAGAAACAGAAGUUGGCCGCAGGGUCACGCAAGAAGUGCCCCCAGGAGUUUUCUGGCGCUCUCAGAUCCAUGUCAGCCAGCCACAGUUCCUGAAGUUCAACAUAUCCUUAGGCAAGGAUGCCCUUUUUGGUGUUUAUAUAAGAAGAGGACUCCCACCAUCACAUGCCCAGUAUGAUUUCAUGGAACGCUUGGAUGGGAAAGAGAAAUGGAGUGUGGUGGAGUCCCCACGGGAACGACGGAGUAUUCAGACCCUUGUUCAGAAUGAGGCUGUGUUUGUUCAGUACUUGGAUGUGGGUUUGUGGCACCUGGCAUUUUACAAUGAUGGCAAGGACAAAGAAGUGGUCUCUUUCAGUACAGUUAUUUUGGACUCAGUGCAAGACUGCCCACGGAAUUGUCAUGGGAAUGGCGAGUGUGUAUCCGGUGUCUGCCACUGUUUCCCAGGAUUUCACGGAGCAGAUUGUGCUAAAGCUGCCUGCCCAGUUCUGUGCAGUGGCAAUGGUCAAUACUCUAAAGGCACCUGUUUAUGCUACAGUGGCUGGAAAGGUCCAGAAUGUGAUGUACCCAUCAGCCAGUGUAUUGAUCCCUCAUGCGGAGGUCAUGGUUCCUGCAUCGAAGGGAACUGUGUCUGCUCUGUUGGCUAUAAAGGGGAAAACUGUGAAGAAGUUGAUUGCUUAGAUCCAACGUGCUCCAACCACGGAGUCUGUGUGAAUGGAGAGUGUCUCUGCAGCCCGGGUUGGGGUGGAAUUAAUUGUGAGCUUCCCAGAGCCCAGUGUCCAGACCAAUGCAGUGGGCACGGUACCUACCUGUCUGACACGGGUCUUUGUAGCUGUGAUCCCAACUGGAUGGGUCCUGACUGCUCCGUUGAAGUGUGCUCCGUGGACUGUGGCACCCACGGGGUGUGCAUUGGCGGAGCAUGUCGCUGUGAAGAAGGGUGGACAGGAGUGGCCUGUGACCAGCGUGUGUGUCAUCCCCGUUGCACGGAGCACGGAACUUGUAAAGAUGGGAAAUGUGAAUGCAGAGAGGGCUGGAAUGGGGAGCACUGCACCAUUGGUAGGCAAACGACAGGCACCGAAACAGGCACAUAUUGCUUUCUUUUCAUAAAUCGUAGAAACAUAGUUACUGUUGUGUACUGUAAUAGGCUGUUCCUUUAA